ACCGAAAGAGGCUACUGACAAGCUAGCAGGGCUAGCAUGACCAUAGUGGUACCGGGGGAAGGUCGCCAGUAGGACAGCAGCAUCCUCUCCAAUCCUUUGAUCUACCUGUCAAUUAUUCUCCUGACAACAUCGUACAAACAGGCGAAGGCACACUUUUUUUUUUAAUUCUGUGGCUUUUAAGAAAUUCCUUAGCUAGCUAACCAUUUAGCGAGCUAGCUUCAAGUUCCGUCAGUGUCUUCAUUUCCAUCGGAACAUCUACAGUCAUGGCUGCGCUGAGAGUGUCCUAUCACAGGAUUUUGGACAGGAUCGAGCACAUGCUGCCCGCCAAACUGAGACCUCUGUACAACCACCCGGCAGGUCCAAAAACAGUUUUCUUCUGGGCCCCAGUGUUUAAAUGGGGUCUGGUUGUCGCUGGUUUGGCUGAUAUGACUCGACCAGCAGAAAAACUCAGUACCUCCCAGUCUGCAGUGCUGACAGCCACAGGCCUGAUCUGGUCCAGAUACUCGUUGGUCAUAAUCCCGAAGAACUGGAACCUGUUUUGCGUCAACUUCUUUGUGGGCAGCGCAGGAGCCUCUCAGCUCUACAGGAUCUGGAGGUACAAUCAGGAUUUGAAGGCCCAGGCCAAAGAGACUGCAGAGUCCUGAGUGCUUCUCUGUUGCCAACCCUCCACUGCAGUGGACUGAAAGGGAGACUACACACCGGGCACAAACCUGCCCCUCCUCAUCAUCUCCACACCAUCCCAUGUGUCUCCAUAACAUCCAUGCCAUAACCAUUAUUCUACCACAUUAAGCCUGCUGUCCCUGUUGGAAAUGCGCAUUUUUCCUCAAGAUUCAAAUUUCCUCAGGGCGUUAACAGAAAAAGAAAAAAACAACAAAAAAUAAAAACACGUUUUUUAACUGUAGUCAACACACACUCAAGAA
Chelmon rostratus (copperband butterflyfish) is the source of this 920-nucleotide messenger RNA. It is a transcript of the gene mpc2b, whose product is annotated as mitochondrial pyruvate carrier 2b. The coding region runs from base 264 to 644 and encodes 126 amino acids. Lineage: Eukaryota; Metazoa; Chordata; Actinopteri; Chaetodontiformes; Chaetodontidae. The transcript is spliced from 5 exons. Gene Ontology annotation, biological process: pyruvate import into mitochondria. Gene Ontology annotation, cellular component: mitochondrial inner membrane. Gene Ontology annotation, molecular function: pyruvate transmembrane transporter activity. The record is from RefSeq and is a predicted model, not a curated record.